This is a messenger RNA of Brettanomyces bruxellensis, 366 nucleotides long. RefSeq lists its product as uncharacterized. Gene Ontology annotation, cellular component: ribosome; mitochondrial large ribosomal subunit. Gene Ontology annotation, molecular function: structural constituent of ribosome. The transcript has a single exon. Lineage: Eukaryota; Fungi; Ascomycota; Pichiomycetes; Pichiales; Pichiaceae. Gene Ontology annotation, biological process: translation. Bases 1 to 366 code for a protein of 121 amino acids. The record is from RefSeq and is a predicted model, not a curated record.
AUGUUUUCUAAUUUUGGACGUGUAUUGAUUUCCAUUAGACCUGCUGUUAGAACGUUUUCUAGUGUGUGUUAUGGCAGAGAGCAGACGGUAUCACAUAGAAGGCCAACAUUUGGUGUGAUGGGAGAGAUAAUGGCUAGAGUUAGCAGGCAAAGUCCAUACAUGGCCCCAGGUAUAAACACCGGAGUUACACAGGUUAGAUGGGCCACUCGUGGAGGUCACAGAGGCAAUAAUUUAGGUAAUACAUAUCAACCAAACACUUUGAGGAGAAAGAGAAGACUAGGGUUUUUGGCAAGAAUGAAAUCCAUAAGUGGUCGUAAAAUAGUCAAAAAUAGAAAGCAGAAGGGAAGGUGGUUUCUCACGUAUUGA